AUGGUAAACUACAAUAUCUAUACCAUUGGCUGGAUUUGUGCCAUUCAAGCAGAGCUCGUCGCAGCCUCUGAACUUCUUGACGAAGAAAUUUCUGAGACAGUUCCGACCCCAAAAGAGGAUAAUAAUGCUUACACUCUUGGAAAGAUUGGAAAUCAUUAUGUUGUUAUUGCAGCGCUGCCUAUGGGGCAGUAUGGCAUAGUAAAUGCAGCCAGUGUCGCUAGGGAUAUGCUACGCACCUUUCCUAAUGUCAGACUUGGUUUUAUGGUGGGCAUUGGAGGUGGCGUCCCUACCAAGCAUGAUAUUCGCCUUGGCGAUGUUGUGGUAGGGGUUCCAAAAAAGAGGAGCGGCGGCCUCGUCCAGUAUGAUCAUGGGAGAGCAAUACAAGGUAAUGGCAUUGGUAUCAUGGGAGCUUUGAACCAGCCCCCGACGUCUAUCUUGACAGCCAUCGCCAAGUUGGACGCCUGGCAUGUUAGGAAAGGAUGCAAAUUGAAGCAGACAGUUGAGAAUGUACUGGAGAAAAACAGCAAUCUCGUGGAAGCAGGCUAUGGAAGGCCGCCUAAGGAUACUGAUAGGCUCUACAACCCCGAGUUCGUUCAUCCUUUGGGCACAACGAGCUGCUUGACUGCGUGCCCUGAGUCGAACCUUGUUCAGAGGGAACCACGCAAAAAUGACCAGGAUAGUCCAAAGAUUCACUACGGCAUUAUCGCCUCUGGUAGCCAGUUGAUGGAAGAUGCUAUUGCGCGAGACAGGCUUGCUGAAAAUGAGAGUGUAUUGUGCUUCGAGAUGGAGGCAGCCGGGGGUGACGACUGGCAGGGUUAUGCAGCCCUCAUGGCUGCAGCUUAUGCAAAAGAGCUUCUCCUCCUAAUCCCCCCCGAGAAAGUCGAAGAGCAGAAGAAGAUAAAGGACAUCAUUUCCGAGCUUCAUGAACCUAUAUUCGAGACUAAAGAACAGGUUGGGGCCAUCUAUCGCAGAAAGGAAACGGAAGAAGAAGCCAAGAUGCUUCACUGGCUUCAAGCAACUGAUUACGCCGCCGAGCAACAGUCUUCUUUCGAGCAACAUCAGCCAGGCACGGGCCGGCAAUUCACGAGUUCCGAAGAAUUUGGACGCUGGUUGCAGACCAAGAAUACCAUGUUGUUUUGUUCCGGAAUGCCAGGAGCGGGGAAAACAAUUAUCACAGCCAUCACCGUCGACUAUUUGCAAGCCAAAUUCAAAGAUGAUCACGGAACUGGUGUUGCAUAUGUGUACUGCAACUACCAACCGACGAAAAAACAGAAAGUUCAGGACCUGUUCACGAGUAUUUUAAAACAGCUGGCGCAAUUGCAACGCCCUUUCCCAAACGCCUUGAAAUCACUCUAUCUGGAGAAAGGCAAUGAGAAAGAAAAGCCAUCAGCAGACGAUGUCAAGAAGACACUUCGCGACAUUAUCAAUUCUUUUGAUCAAGUGUUCAUUAUGGUUGAUGCCAUAGACGAGUUCGAGGCAACAGAAAGCCUUUUCAGUGAACUCAGUUCUUUGCAGGAACAUACAUUGGCAAAUCUUUUCAUUACUUCAAGGCCCCCAGCCCAGAGCCUCAAAAAUACAUUGGACAAACUUCGCGGGUGCUUUAGGAAGGAUAUACAAGCCGAUGACCACGACGUGAAGCUGUAUAUUGAUCAACGGAUGACUGAGAUGCUACUUCUCAGUGAAGCAAACAAUGAAAUCUCGGGAAGCGUUAAAGAGGACCUCAAGAAGCUAAUCAGGAAAAGACUUAGCGAAGUUGUCAAUGGAAUAUUUCUCCUUGCCCGAUUUCACCUAGAUGGUCUGAUGGGAAAAACGAGACCCGCUGACAUAGAGGAUGCUUUGCGUAACCUUGUCACUGGCCCAAAUGCUUACAAGGACGCAUAUGAGAAAACCAUCCAGAGAAUCGCGAACCAGUCAGAAGAUCAUAAAAGUUUAGCGAGGAGGACCUUGAUUUGGCUCACACUUGCAAAAGAGCGGCUCACAAGGGCGCAACUUCGAACCGCGCUCAGCAUACGAGAGGGAAUCUCGCAACUCAGCGACCGGGACUUCGAAAGCACCAACGUCAUUCUUCAUGUUUGUAUGGGUCUUGUAAAGAUUGAACAAGGCGGCCGCGAUAGUGCUAUUAGCUUGCUACAUUUCACAACAAUGGAGUACUUACAGGCCAAUUUCCACUCCCUUUUAGCUCUAGAGCCUCUGCAUCAGAGAAUGAUUAUAUCAAGUGUCUCACUUCCUGAGGUUGAGAGAAAAAGGAAGAGAAUGACUACACCGGGUUUACUGCUUCUGGAUAUUGAAAGAGAAAGGAAAGCUAAAAGACAUUACGAGGGGUGGAUUACGGCAUCUUGCGUGACAUAUCUGCAAUUUACCGCCUUUGGAAGUGGGCAAUGUGAAGUCAAGGAGUCGCGUCGCUACCAAUCCGAGGCGGUGCAGCAUGUCCAAAGCGCGUUUCAUAAGCGACUAUUGGAUUAUCCUCUAUACCUCUAUGCGGCAAAGAACUGGGCGCAUCAUGCCCGUGAGACAGGGACUCGCUCUGAGGUCAUUAACUUUCUGAAAAGCGAGCCCCAUGCAAGCGCAUCAAGUCAACUGGUCCCUGCGUUUCAAUCAGGGCCUGCAGACCUUCGUAGACCAUACAGGAAGAAGUUGGUAAGACUAGGCCGCGUGACUGGGCUUCAUCUUGCGGCAUACUUCGGACUUCACGUGGAAGCCGCUGGUUUGCUGAGCAACGGCAUGAAACCAGAUGUGAGAGAUGGUUGGGGUAGGACACCGCUAUCAUAUGCCUCUGAGGAAGGGCACGCAGCAGUAGUGGCCCAGCUUCUGAAUUACCAAGCUGAUCCAGAGUCUAUAAGCGAUGAUGAUGGCCAGGGUUCCCCACGCACGGCUUUGUCUCAUGCGGCAAGACAGGGUCAUGCAGAAGUUGUUACUAUUUUGCUUAAAGAAGGGCGUGUAAACCCCGACUCUACACCCUCAAAAAGUGAUGGCGGAUUCAACAGAACUCCAUUAUCAUACGCAGCUGGAGCAGGACAUAUUGAAAUCGCGAAACUACUAUUGGAGACAAUUGAAGUAGACGCUGAGUCAAGAGAUGCAAGUGGGUUGACAAAACGUGGGAGGACCCCACUAUCAUAUGCAGCUGAGGGUGGCCACAAGGCUCUUGUCGAGCUACUCCUUGCAGUCAAGGGGGUAGAUCCUGACUCCAAAGAUACUUCUAACCGUUCGCCCUUAUCAUUUGCGGCUGGAUCUGGCCAUGAAAUCGUGGUUGAUCUGCUUCUUUCUACAAAGCAAGUGGAUCCUGACUCAAAAGACGAUUUUGACAUGACACCCUUGUGCCAUGCAGCAGCAGCUGGUCAUGGAUCCGUGGUAAGGCGACUGCUUACGAUAAACCAAGUUAAGUCUGAUCCUCAGGGAGCCGAUAGCGGCCAGACACAGGAUGCCACCAUUGGCGAAACAUCAUCCCUUGACGACAUGAUCAUGUUACUUUUAGCUAAUGGAAGAGUGGACCCGAACGCUAAAGACAGCAGGGGCUGGACACCACUUUUCCAUGCAGCAAUAAACGACCAUGAAGCAAUAGUGGAUAUCCUACUUGCACAAGAGGACGUAGACGUUAAUGCACAGGAUAACUGCGGGCGGACAGUGCUGUCUAAUGCAAUGGGCCGUUUUGGAGCGACAGCUAAGAGAUUACUUUCUCAUGAAGGCCUACACCCUGAUUCAAGUGAUAAUGAAGGGCGAACGCCACUUUGGUACGCGACAAAAAGUCAUGAUAUAGAGAUGAUGGAGCUACUACUGAGAAACGGCCGAGUGAAACCUGAUACCCGGGAUACGUCUGGACGGACGCCACUCUCACAUGCAGCAGAACAGUGGAGCGACUCGGCAGUCAGACUACUACUAAACGAUGUCCGAGUAGAUCCCAACAGCAAAGAUGCUUCGGGAAGAACGCCGCUCUCAUAUGCAGCAGAGAGUGGGGCGUGGAUGACUAUGAAGGCCUUCAUUGAAGAUGAUCGUGUGUCUGCGGACCUCGAAGAUAUUUCUGGACGGACGCCACUCUCGUAUAUCGCAGAACAUGCACAGGCGAUUCAUGAUAAGUUAAGAAAAGUGGGUGGCUACGAUUCAUUGGGAGGACGCGGCCGAGAGUCGCACUCAGAUACACUGGAUUACAUAAGAAGGGUGAUUUGGAAAAUGCUUGCAGAAAAGGGAGUAAAUCCUCUCUUUAGAGACAAUUCGGGACGGACACCGGCAGAUAUCAUGCCGGAGCUAAGACAAACCCAGCGCUUGAUACAAGCAUCAGCUGCCAGGCGCCAGAGCUGA
This is a messenger RNA of Fusarium musae, 4293 nucleotides long. RefSeq lists its product as uncharacterized. The transcript is spliced from 4 exons. Gene Ontology annotation, molecular function: catalytic activity; protein binding. Bases 1 to 4293 code for a protein of 1430 amino acids. Gene Ontology annotation, biological process: nucleoside metabolic process. NCBI's taxonomy places the organism in Eukaryota, Fungi, Ascomycota, Sordariomycetes, Hypocreales, Nectriaceae. The record is from RefSeq and is a predicted model, not a curated record.